AUGGUGAGAACUGGAAUCUUAACUGGCAGGCCCAAAAGAAUCCAUGUGACCAUUAUGGAACACGUGGACUUUUUUGGGGUUUGCAGAACUUCUGAAUCUCCAAUCUGCAAGUGUUUGAAAGGGUCUGUACCUAAGUCACAUGAGGAAUGGAGCAAAGGAAACAGGACAGCAGGGUGUGUGAGGAAAACAAAAUUGUUUUGUGAGAGUAGUACACAAGUAAGUCAGUCACUUCGAGCGGAAAACGAGCUGGGUUUUCGAAGAUGGGUGUUUGGUCUGGUCCAAAGACCUUAUAUACAGGAGUUUUCCUCUGGCGGAGUAGAUCAUUUUAUUCUCCUAGACAGUACAGAAAGAGAUGAAGGAAAUCGAACCAAGUUAAUUGUCAGCCUGAUUACAGCUAUUGGAAAAGUCAAAGUAACAACGAAGUUCUUUAAAUUGACUGAUACUAUUGAGAUUUCAAGAGACAGUCUUCAGGGAUAUAUUAGAAACGUAGCCUCCAAUGAUCAUGUAUGGUAG
Messenger RNA from Prunus armeniaca (apricot), 513 nucleotides. NCBI's taxonomy places the organism in Eukaryota, Viridiplantae, Streptophyta, Magnoliopsida, Rosales, Rosaceae. The record is from the annotation of a GenBank genome assembly.